Parnassius apollo (apollo) is the source of this 1989-nucleotide messenger RNA. The record is from the annotation of a GenBank genome assembly. NCBI's taxonomy places the organism in Eukaryota, Metazoa, Arthropoda, Insecta, Lepidoptera, Papilionidae.
AUGGCGGCCUUGCCAGCAGGUGUUCAGUAUGGGUUAUCAUCUGAGUCUAGUUAUAAAGAAAACAAGGAACUAGUGUUUGUGAAACUUACGGAUUCAGCAUUAAAAGCUAUAGAAGAUUUCAUUAGGAAUAAUAGGGACAAAUUGGCAAAACCUAAAAUACAGUUCCUACCCGGAAAUGAAGGGAAAAUAUCAAUUCCGGCCCCAACAAAUGGCUCAUCGAGUGAGUCCACAUUUCACUUUAGCAUCAACAGUAAUGCAGAAAUGGAAGGUCCACAGGGUUCGUUCGAGUGCGUGCGCAGCGGGGGCGCGCGGCGGCUUGAGUCCUGCGGGCCGCUGCCGAGGCGAAUGCGCGUCCAGGCCAACGACGACUCGUACGAGGCUACCAAGGACCGCAUGGCGCGCACCGUCGCCGCCGAACAGAGUAAAUGCACCCGCGUUAUAAAACCUAAUCAGACGGACAUAGGAAGGCGGGUUAAAAUGCGCCUCUCGCAUCCCAUGUACUCGGGUGGGUCGGCGGCGGCGCAACUAGCGGAAAGGGCCGAGCGGGCCGAGAAAGAGCGGCUCGAACGUGCCGAGAUGGACCGAGCGGAGAGAGCCGAGAGAGAGCGAGUCGAGCGGGCCGAAAGGGAACGCGUCGAAAGGGCCGAGAGGGAACGGGUCGAAAGGGCCGAAAGGGAACGGGUCGAAAGGGCCGAGCGGGAACGGGUGGAGAGAGCCGAGAGGGAGCGAGUUGAGAGGGCUGAGCGAGAGCGAAUAGAGAGGGCCGAGCGAGAGCGAGUGGAGCGGCCGGAGCGGACGGAGAGGGCGGAGCGCGGCGAGCGGGCGGCGCCGCGCGGUGCGCCCCCACCGCAGCCGCGCCCGCCGCCCGCCGCCGACGUCUCGCGCCGCUCCAUCAAUGAAAGACUUAUACAAUUAUUAGCACUGAAACCCUUUAAGAAGCCCGAACUAUAUGCCAGACUCAAUAGUGAGGGCAUCAAAGAGAAGGAUCGUGGCGAAGUUAAUAAAAUCCUUCCCAAGAUCGGCUCCCUCAAGGACAACUGCUAUCACCUGCGUAGGCACAUAUGGAAUGAUGUCAACGAGGACUGGCCUUUUUACACGGAGGAGGAGAAACGGAUGCUCAAGAGGCGGAAACCUCAAAACCUUACCCCGCCUCUGAGUAGCGACUCUGCGAACUCGCUGUCGCCGCGAGCGUCCCCCGGGGGCAGCAGCGGCAAGCGCGCGCCCUCCGGCGGCGAGGACGCGCCCGCGGCGAAGAAGAAGCGCAUCUCGCACUACCGCCGCCCCUCGCCGCCCUCCUCCGGCUACGCCACCACCUCGUCGGGCGAGCGCCACGCCUCCGACAACGAGGACGACCGGACCAACGGUACUGUCACACUGUCUCCUGCACCACAGACUGCCCUCUGCCGUACUUCAGCAGUUAAAAAGGACAAUGGUUACACGCUAAACUUUAACACUGUCAAGGAGCUCUGUCCCAGUCCUGUUAAAGCAAACGGUUUUAGAAGUAGUCCUCCAACGGAGCAAACCAGUAUAACAGAAAAAGACAUCACAAAUAAUGAACAAUUAGAAAAUACAGAUUUAACAUCCGCGCCUGAUGAAAGCAUGAAUGAUUUGGUAGAUAUUGAAAGACAGUAUCCGGCUAUCACGAGCUCGAGCGUGCGGCGCGCGUACAAGCAGGAGUUCUCGGAGCUGUACACGGAGUACCGGGAGCUGUACGCGCGCGUGGCGCAGGUGGCCGCGCUGUUCACGCAGCUCGAGCAGCAGCUGCGCCGCGCCGAGCCCGCCUCGCCGCAGCGCCGGACGAUAGAGCAGCGUAUCGUGGAGGAAUACCAACGCGUCCGCAACAAUGUGGCGUAUCAGCGCGAAAGGCGGCGUGUCAACUAUCUGCACCGCAAGCUCAACCAUAUCAAGCGGAUGGUACAGCAAUACGACCAACUGCGUAACCUAAAGCCAGAGAGGGUGUCCGCGGCAAGUACCACGCAGGCGUACUGA